UACCAAGAAAUAAAUUUCAUGCGCCUAUGUACAUUAUAUUCUAAACGUACACUGUGAUGUCAAGUUAGAAAGAGAAAUAAAGUUAUAAUAAAAAGAGAAAGUGAGGUGGAAUAUCCGUGCCCUGAUUGGUUACAUACCUCGCUCACGCAUGUGCAGUUCAUUUUAACAACGCAAUAUCAAAAAGGCAUCGACGGAGAGUUGCGCUACUAUAUAUAUAUUGUGUUAUGAUCGCUAUUACGACUUUGCAACCUUACUGUAAAUCCCUUACGACUUUGCAACCUUACUGAUUAUACAAUGUCUGCUAAAUCAAGAAAAAGUUUAUCGUCAUGGCAAAAAUGCAGCAAAUGUCAAUACUUUCUGAUACAAGAAGAUGUCUCUGAGCAUGAAACAAUAUGUCCAUCUUCCAUGGAAAAUUGGAAACAUCCUUUCAUUUCUGAUAAAAUUUUGUAUAGUACAAUAGAAAUCUUCCAAACGCAGGAAUUAUCUAAAGAUAUUUCUGAAAAGAAUGCUAAUGAUAUGGUAUUUAUCUCGCAGUCAGCUAUGCAAUUAUGUGAUAUUUCAAUUGGAUCAUUGGUUGUUGUUGCAACAAAAGAUGGAAUAAUUGUCAAAACAGCCUAUCCAAUUAAAGAGAAGAGUUUGAUGAGUGUUUCCUUAACAAAGCAUGCUAUUGAACUAAAUAAUCUGUCGGGAUUGGUGAAAAUACAUCCGAUUCGUUCCAAUAUUCAUAUUGCUAAGGAAAUUGUAAUUAGUCAACAAGGAAAGUAUUUGAUGUCCAGUGUGGAACUUGAUAAUAUCCUAAAAUGUUUCAAUGAGCAUAAAAUAUUUACCAUGGGUAAUAAAAUAAGUGUGCCAUAUUAUGGAAAGAAGUUGAUAUAUAAAAUUAUUGAAAUCAAAACAGAGGAAAAUAAGAAAUCGCAAAAUGAAACGGAUGAAAAUAAUUUAUCGAAAAUUUUCGAAAAUAUAAAUCUAAUAGUAGAUUCUACAAAAAUAAUCCUUUAUAAAGCACUGUAUACAACAAAAUGGACAAUUCUGAAUAGUACAAAUAAAGAUGAAGACAGUGUGAGCUCAAAUAAAAAGUAUAAAAUUGAAGACAUAGGUGGAUACGAUGCUCUCAUAUCUGAUAUAAAAGAUGAAGUUGCGAUUGGCAUUGGCAAAUACAGAAGUGUUAAGGGCUUUAAUAUUAACAAAGGAAUAUUAUUAUACGGUCCAUCUGGCGUAGGUAAAUCCAUGAUAGCUAAAGCUAUAAUCUCGGAAUAUAACGUUAACACAUUCAUUGUGCACAGUUCGGAUAUUUAUAGCAAAUCCAUUGGUGAGACGGAAGAUAAGCUCAAAGAAAUAUUCAAUAAAGCGAUAUCCAGUGCUCCUAGUAUAAUAUUAUUGGAGAACAUAGAUAGUUUAUGUCCAAAGAGAAGCACCGCCAGUACAGAUCACGAGAAGAGAGUUCUCACGCAACUAGUGGCACUUUUCGACGAUCUAUACAACACCGACAUAGACGUGUUGGUGAUAGCUACUACCACAAAAUCAGAUCUUGUGGACAGUUCUCUGAGGAGACCUGGCAGAAUAGAUAGAGAGUUUGAAAUUUAUGUCCCGACUCCGAAUAUGCGCAUGGAAAUACUGACAAAAUUACUUUCAAAAGUCUCCAAUACUCUUUCGCGCGAGGAUGUACAGAGUAUCUCGUUCGAUACUCAUGGCUUUGUUGCCGCAGAUUUAUAUGGUUUGUAUACCAGAGCGAUAAUCAAUGCGAUAAAGCACCACGAAAAAGCUAAAAAUACGCCCAACAAUGAACUAAAAGUGACAAUAGCCGAUUUUCAUUACGCCAUGACCAUUACGAAGCCUUCCGCCAUGAAGGAAAUUCUGGUGGAAGUGCCGAAUGUAAAAUGGUCGGACAUUGGUGGGCAAAAAGAUUUAAAGCUGAAAUUAAAACAAACUAUCGAAUGGCCGCUGAAGUAUCCCGAAGCGUUCUUAAGAAUGGGUAGGACGCCUCCUAGAGGCAUUUUAAUGUUCGGACCACCGGGAUGUUCUAAAACCAUGAUUGCGAAAGCUCUCGCUACUGAGAGUAAAGUAAACUUUCUCAAUAUUAAAGGUCCGGAACUAUUCUCAAAAUGGGUCGGCGAGUCUGAAAAAGCUGUAAGAGAGAUAUUCCGAAAGGCAAAACAGGUCGCACCGUCCAUCAUAUUUAUCGAUGAAAUCGAUGCAAUAGGUGGCGAAAGAAGUUCGUCUUCCGGUAGUAGUGGCAGCAACGUACAAGAACGUGUAUUGGCUCAGUUAUUGAUUGAACUCGAUGGUGUCAUCAAUUUGGGUAGCGUCUCGUUGGUAGCGGCUACUAAUCGACCAGAUAAAAUUGACAAAGCCCUUCUUCGACCCGGACGAUUAGAUCGUAUAAUAUACGUUAAACUACCGGACGAGGAAACCAGGCAAGAAAUAUUCGACAUACAAUUGCGAAAUAUGCCAAUCGCAAAAGAAGUAAAUAUCGCAUAUUUGAUCCGUCAAACGAAAGGAUACACCGGUGCAGAAAUUAAAGCGAUAUGCGAUGAAGCUGCUAUGAAAGCAUUGGAGGAGGAUCUUGAUGCUGCUGUUGUUACUGAAAAACACUUCAUCGCUGCAUUUGAUGCCAUUACUCCCAGAACACCCGAUUCCCUCAUCAAGAUUUACCAAGAUUAUAUAAAUAAAGCCUUAUGAAAAUCAUGAAAAGAU
Molecule: messenger RNA, 2694 nt
Organism: Pogonomyrmex barbatus (red harvester ant)
Lineage: Eukaryota; Metazoa; Arthropoda; Insecta; Hymenoptera; Formicidae
Product: ATPase family gene 2 protein homolog A
Cellular component (GO): cytoplasm
Molecular function (GO): ATP hydrolysis activity; ATP binding
Source: RefSeq, a predicted model, not a curated record